AUGCAUAUCACACUUGCACACUCUCUCGUUAUUUUGAGUAUCUUUACAUGCUCUUCCGCAGCAUUACUAGCAACUCCAAACCUGCAAAAUCCCCCUCCUCCCAGUAGACCUUUACCUGCAAUUGCAAUCGAUCGACGCGAGAACCCAAAUACGAACCUCGAAGAACAUCUCGACGCUCGCAAAUUUGCGCCAGGUAUACACGAAGGAUGGAAUGUAGCGUCGAUGAAACCGAGUUCAUUUUUCACCAUCACAACUAAAGAAAUCGUCCCAUUUCAAACUCUCACUUCUCUACCUCCUAUCACCGAACAUACAAGUUUUCCCGAUCUAUUCCUAACCCCCACAACCACCAUUGUCAUCCCAGCAUCUACCAUCUACUUUACGAAAACCGCAGUUACAAUCACACCUCGUGAUGUGAUACAAUUGAAAAGUACUAGUGCGAUAACACCGCUGAGUCGAGCUCUACCACGAACUUUCCAGACGAUGACGAUUACCGGAUCACCUGUACUUGCCUCAUCGACCAUUACCAUUGCUCCAUUAAUUAAACGCCGUGAUUACAACAAAGAUAAAGCUUUUUGCGAAGCUCUUCCGUCCCAGGUUCUCGAGUGUCUUGAAUCACGCAGAGUAUUGAUCCCAGUCAGAACAAGCAGUAUUGUCAAAGAUGGUAUGACUUAUUCGUUGAUUCAAACGUCUGCCGAUACUUUCCUACGUCAUGUUUUUAUCAAUAUCAUGAAUCACCGCGAGAACUACGCUAACAUUGACAUGGAAUCUCAAGGUACAAGUCGAGACGAGCGUACCUGCACACAAACGCAAUGA
Messenger RNA from Sclerotinia borealis F-4128, 813 nucleotides. Lineage: Eukaryota; Fungi; Ascomycota; Leotiomycetes; Helotiales; Sclerotiniaceae. The record is from the annotation of a GenBank genome assembly.